GCACACAUAAUUACCAGUAGUCAGCUGUUGAGCUGUCAGGGUUGCCAGGGUUGAGCCUGUUCCUUGAUUUUUGACGACAGAGAAUUUUUCUGCAGCGCCCGUCGAAAACAAAUAUUUCUUCCGUUUUAACGCGAGAACCAAAUUGAGUUUGUUUUCCUUCAAAGCCUUCAAUUUUACGACAAUAUGCCGAAGAAAAUGGGAAUCAACUCGAAGGCCGUGGAGGCCCGAGAGAGGAAGGAUGCAACGAAGAAGGCGACGCAGGAGAAGAAAGCCCGGGAGGCGGAGGACCGAUUAUGGAAAGACGAUGACAAAAACUUGGCCAAAAAGCAACAGCGAAAGGAAGAGGAGGAGCGCAAGAAGGCGGAAGCCCUCAGGCGGAAGGCUGAGUCCAAAGCUCUGCUUGACCAGGAAAUGAGCUCCAUCAACACCCAGCGCAAACAGCCACUUGCCAAGAUAAACCGCCAGCAAAUCCUCGAGGAAAUGGAGAAGAAGCAACGUGUAAUCGACGCCAUCAACGAAGCCAACAAACCGGCGGCGACACGAGUAGUGGUCCAAAGCACAGUCGUUGAGGAGAACCUCAACCGUUCCUUGGCCGAUACCGAUGUGGCCACAAACAUUGACCAGGCUUUGGUGGUGCUAAAUAUCAAUGAGGGAGAGGACCAGCAUCCAGAAAAGAGGAUGCGUGCCGCCUACAAGACUUUCGAGUCUAACAAUCUACCCCGCAUUAAGGCCGAGAACCCAUCGCUCCGCAUGUCCCAAUGGAAGCAACUCCUAAUGAAAGAGUGGAACAAAUCACCCGACAACCCUUUUAACCAGGUGCGAUAAGAUCCGGUAGACCACACCUCCCCUUAUGAGGAGUGAGCAUACUCUAGUGACUGGUUACUUCCCAGCAGUAAACAAACAAAUCAAACGGAUCGGAUUCAAAUUUGGAUUGUACGCAGGACUUAGUUUCUAUAUAAAGUUGAGCACAGAAUAAAUUUAUUUAUUUAUUAA
Messenger RNA from Drosophila bipectinata, 993 nucleotides. RefSeq names its product coiled-coil domain-containing protein 124. Gene Ontology annotation, molecular function: transcription coactivator activity. The record is from RefSeq and is a predicted model, not a curated record. Lineage: Eukaryota; Metazoa; Arthropoda; Insecta; Diptera; Drosophilidae. Gene Ontology annotation, biological process: transcription by RNA polymerase II. Gene Ontology annotation, cellular component: nucleus.